AUCAUUUCAGGUGCACGAACCGGGCACGACACGCAACAAGGCGUAGGUUGAGAGAUCCUGGGGUUUUCGGAAUCCAGCUCUGGUCCUCACACAGCACAGUCUCAUCCAGAGCUCUAGCUCGGACACACUAUACAUCUCAUCCUCGUCAGCACCACCAUCAUCAUCAUCAUGGCGACCCCGGCGCAAUCUCGAUCUCAAAGUGGAUCCGCUCAAGCCUCAGGAUCUGCCGCAGCUUCUGGCUCAGGCUCGGCCAGAUCAAAUAGCACGACAGCCACCACAUCUAUCUCUAUACCGGCCACUGCGGCUGCUGGAGGAGUGACAGUCACUCAACCACCAUCGACAGGUGAAGCAUCUUAUUACAAGAUUGCUUCGGGGGAGUAUAUAACGUUUGGAUGGAACUUUACGAGUCUAUAUGUCCAGCCCGAACACCUCACGAUCAUCGCUUCAUGCUCUGCCAAUGGUAACACCUAUCCUGUUGGACCUACCGCCUCACCGUCCAAUACGCUAGCAGCAAACGCUACCAACGUCGUGUGGUCACCUUGGGAAUGGGAGCAAAUUCAAGGCCAAGUCCCAUUCGCAGAAGCGACCUAUGUGCUCAAAAUGUGGGAUCAAAGAGGUCCAGAUGUCGGUAUAAAAGGAGGCUAUUUGAGUCCUUAUGCGGGUACAGAGUUUGCUCUGUAUAGGCCAGGACCGUAUGUAAGCAUUGCAGACGGAUGGACAUGUUCGACUUGCAAUGCUGGUUUCGAACGGCUCUCCGAUCCGCUUGGUUUAGCGGCCAUGUUGACAUUCGCCUCUGUCAUUUUUUCCGUCUGGAAUGUAUGGAGAAGAUGAUGAGGUGGUAGAGUAACAGUAGAAGAGGUACGAGAGAACGGCCUGGACACGACUUUUGAUUUGCAGAUGGACAUUUGCUUCAUGACAUUCAUGCACGAUUAUAAUCUCAUCCUUGAAAUUCCAUUUACCAGUGCAUGAAAUGCGUUGGACAUUCGUAACCCCAUGGGUU
Kockovaella imperatae is the source of this 1000-nucleotide messenger RNA. RefSeq lists its product as hypothetical. The transcript is spliced from 3 exons. The record is from RefSeq and is a predicted model, not a curated record. Lineage: Eukaryota; Fungi; Basidiomycota; Tremellomycetes; Tremellales; Cuniculitremaceae. Bases 169 to 831 code for a protein of 220 amino acids.